AUGGACAUGCUCUUAAGGAAAAGGAAGAAACUUGAUCUUGAAUCGGAUGCCAUUUUCGAUAUGAAUCCCGAGAUCUAUCAGCAUGCUGAAUCCUUAGACAAGUUGAUUGAGUUCAUCCCUGCGAGAUUCUAUCUGCCCAUGAAACAUGAAAAGAAGUGGUUUCGUUUCAAGACUCAAGUUCUUGAGGUUUGGGAAUUCAAUGUUGUUGAAGAGGCACUUAAAAAUCUUACGUAUGGUUAUGUCAAGAUUGGUGACGAUGAUGAUGAUGAGGAAUAUGGGAUAAACAGAAAGAAAAAGAUAGUUUCUUAGGCAAAAGAGCUUGAAAUAGCAAUUAAGUUAAAGAUUUUAAAGAAAGAUGGGGAUGUUGUAGCAAAGAAGAACUUGUGGCAAGCGGCUAUAAGCAGAGCUGUUGUUAUCAAGAUUCUUGAUGAUCUAAAGCUAUUGAAGAAUAGAAUCCACAAGGGAAAGAAGAGGCGCGAAAAGAAUGCAGAGAAGUGGAAGGAAAUAAUUGAAGGGCAACAAAAGGUUAAGGUGAAGAAACAGCAAAAGAGAUCAUGAGAGAAUAUUUUUGAGAGGAUUCCAGAGAUGAUGAUGAAGAAGAUUGCCAAGAGUUAUGUUUAG
Messenger RNA from Eutrema salsugineum, 621 nucleotides. RefSeq lists its product as uncharacterized. Gene Ontology annotation, biological process: ribosomal large subunit biogenesis; ribosomal small subunit biogenesis. Gene Ontology annotation, molecular function: RNA binding; DNA binding. Gene Ontology annotation, cellular component: nucleolus. The record is from RefSeq and is a predicted model, not a curated record. Lineage: Eukaryota; Viridiplantae; Streptophyta; Magnoliopsida; Brassicales; Brassicaceae.